CAGAGUUCCACACUGUUGACUUACAGGUAGGGAUUUUCCCUAUGCAAUGUGGCCAUUGAUCGUUCCUCCUGUGUAUUUGCUGUGCCGCUGUCUACGUCUGUUUCCAAGAGCUCUCUCACUAUCUACAGUCCAAGUCAUGCCAAAAGGAAGGAAGAGAAAGGAGGCUCCUGCUGCUUUAGAAGGAGGCUCUGGCUCCACUAGUGAGGAGCCCCAGGCACCUCCUCCUGUGAAGAAAAUCAAGACGACAGAAGCUACUGAUGGAGGGGCUGUGAGCAAAGGGAAGGGCAAGGCUGAUGGGGGCAAGGCUGAUGGGGGCAAGGAAAACAAGACGAACUGGGAUGGUAUCAAGUGGAAUGAAUUAGGACAAACUAAAGACUGGAGACCAUGGACCAAGAAAUUUAGCUCGUGGAAUGUGAAUGGAAUCAGAGCGUGGAUAAAGAAUGGUGGUCUGGAGUACAUUGCAAGGGAAGACCCAGACAUAUUCUGUGUACAAGAAACCAAGUGUAUUGAGAAAGACCUUCCUAUGAACCAGCUCGGUAUUCCUGGCUACCACGUCUACUGGCACUCUGCUGAGAAGAAAGGCUACAGCGGUGUGGGGCUGUACUCCAAAGAGAAGCCAAUUUCAGUGACCAAUGGUUUGGGUAUUGAGAAGUUUGAUUGUGAGGGUAGGAUCAUCACUGCUGAAUAUGAACACUUCUACUUCCUUACAUCUUAUGUGCCUAAUGCUGGUGAUGGCCUCAAGAGGCUCUCAUACAAGCUAGACUGGGAUAGGGACCUCAGAGAGUACAUGAAGAAACUAGAUCUCAAGAAACCUGUCAUUCUCUCUGGGGACCUCAAUGUGGCCCAUAAAGAGAUAGAUUUAAAGAACCCCAAGACAAACACAAAGACAGCUGGUUUCACGCCCGAGGAGAGACAGGACUUCACAGAGCUACUGGAGGAGGGUUUCGUGGACACCUUCCGUCACCUGUAUCCCGACCUCACUGGAGCGUACACAUACUGGUCAUACAGGUUCAACGCCAGAGCCAAGAACACUGGCUGGAGACUGGAUUAUUUCGUGGUGUCUGAGAGGCUCCUCCCUCAUGUGACUGAUGUGGUGAUUCGUAAGGAGGUGUUUGGGAGCGAUCAUUGCCCAUUGGUGAUUGGACUGACUGACCACGCCCACUUACCACACCCACAAGAGAAUGACGAACCCUGAAUUGAUUGUAGCCAUUUAUACAACCCACUGUUUGCAUCAUCAAUAUAAUAAUGAAUGAAAAAUAAUU
Molecule: messenger RNA, 1262 nt
Organism: Halichondria panicea
Lineage: Eukaryota; Metazoa; Porifera; Demospongiae; Suberitida; Halichondriidae
Product: exodeoxyribonuclease-like
Exons: 10
Coding region: 47-1195 (382 amino acids)
Biological process (GO): base-excision repair
Cellular component (GO): nucleus
Molecular function (GO): double-stranded DNA 3'-5' DNA exonuclease activity; phosphoric diester hydrolase activity; DNA-(apurinic or apyrimidinic site) endonuclease activity
Source: RefSeq, a predicted model, not a curated record